GGCCCCUCCCCCAACCUACCAUCUGGACUGAGCCUGGUUCUGUGAUCCCCUGGGGGAGCCCUGUGAUCAUCUGGUGUCAGGGGACCCCAGAGGCUAAGGAGUACCAUCUGUAUAAAGAGGGAACCCCAGUGCCCUGGGACAUACAGAAGCCACUGGAGCCCGGGGACAAGGCCAAGUUUUUCUUCACACGCAUGACAGAGCUACAGGCAGGGAGAUAUUACUGUGUCUAUCUCAGCCCUGCUGCCUGGUCAGAGCGCAGUGACCCCCUGGAGCUGGUGGUGACAGGAUCCUACAGCACACCCAGCCUCUCAGCCCUGCCCAGCCCUGUUGUGACCUCAGGAGGGAACGUGACCCUCCAGUGUGGCUCAGGGCAGGGAUUUGGCAGGUUCAUUCUGACUAAGGAAGGAGAUCACAGGCUCUCCUGGACCCAGGACUCACAGCGACAGCCCAGUGGGGAGUUCCAGGCCCUGUUCCCUGUGGGCUCUGUGACCCCCAGCCACAGGUGGAUGUUCAAAUGCUAUGGCUGCUACAGGAACAACCCCCAGGUUUGCUCACACCCCAGUGAUCCCCUGGAGCUCCUGGUCCCAG
This is a messenger RNA of Myotis brandtii (Brandt's bat), 588 nucleotides long. RefSeq names its product leukocyte immunoglobulin-like receptor subfamily A member 6. The annotation marks the transcript as partial. The record is from RefSeq and is a predicted model, not a curated record. Gene Ontology annotation, biological process: cytokine-mediated signaling pathway. Gene Ontology annotation, molecular function: inhibitory MHC class I receptor activity. The transcript has 2 exons. NCBI's taxonomy places the organism in Eukaryota, Metazoa, Chordata, Mammalia, Chiroptera, Vespertilionidae.